CCCUGUCCCACAGCUGAGACUUUUCCUUGCCAUUUCUCUGUCUCCCAGUCAAAGGGAUGUGACAAGAUGCCUGCAAACACCUCCAUGGUGACUGAAUUCAUUCUCGUUGGUUUCUCCCACCUGAUCAACCUCCAGGGCUUGCUCUUCUCUCUCUUUCUCACUGUCUACCUGGUGACCGUGGCAGGGAACCUCCUCAUCGUGGUGCUGGUCUCCACCGAUGCUGCUCUCCAAUCCCCCAUGUACUUCUUCCUUCGCAUCCUCUCAGCCCUGGAGAUUGGCUACACGUCCAUCACUGUCCCCCUGUUGCUUCACCACCUCCUCACUGGCCAGCGCCACAUCCCUCGCUCUGGAUGUGCUCUCCAGAUGUUCUUCUUCCUCUUUUUUGGUGCCACGGAGUGUUGCCUCCUGGCAGCCAUGGCCUACGACCGCUAUGCCGCCAUCCGCAAACCCCUCCACUACCCACAGCUGCUCAGUCGCCGAGCAUGUCUGCAGCUAGCUGGGACAGCAUGGACCUGCGGGGCAAUGGUGGGGCUCGGCCACACGUCCUUCAUCUUCUCCUUGCCCUUCUGCGGCCCCAAUGCCAUCCCACACUUCUUCUGUGAGAUCCAGCCUGUCCUGCAGUUGGUGUGUGGAGACACCUCACUUAAUGAAUUGCAGAUAAUUUUGGCUGCUGGCCUCAUCAUCCUCUGCCCCUUUGGCCUCAUCCUGGGAUCCUACUGGCGUAUCCUGGCUACCAUCUUCCAGAUCCCAUCUGCUGCUGGUCGCCAUAAGGCCUUCUCCACCUGCUCCUCCCACCUGAUUGUGGUCUCCCUCUUCUAUGGCACUGCCAUCUUUAUCUACAUUCGCCCUAAAGCCAGCUACAAUCCAGCCACUGACCCUCUUCUGUCCCUCUUCUAUGCUGUGGUCACCCCCAUCCUCAAUCCCAUCAUCUAUAGCCUGCGGAAUGCUGAUGUCAAGGCUGCCCUGAAGAGGACCAUCCAGAAAAUGGGGCCUACAGGGAUUUGAAAAGGGGGUG
This is a messenger RNA of Propithecus coquereli (Coquerel's sifaka), 1015 nucleotides long. Its product is annotated as olfactory receptor 10C1. The transcript has a single exon. The coding region runs from base 67 to 1005 and encodes 312 amino acids. Lineage: Eukaryota; Metazoa; Chordata; Mammalia; Primates; Indriidae. Gene Ontology annotation, molecular function: G protein-coupled receptor activity; olfactory receptor activity. Gene Ontology annotation, cellular component: membrane. The record is from RefSeq and is a predicted model, not a curated record. Gene Ontology annotation, biological process: G protein-coupled receptor signaling pathway.